Molecule: messenger RNA, 4022 nt
Organism: Silurus meridionalis
Lineage: Eukaryota; Metazoa; Chordata; Actinopteri; Siluriformes; Siluridae
Gene: pcsk1nl
Product: proprotein convertase subtilisin/kexin type 1 inhibitor, like
Exons: 3
Coding region: 100-1035 (311 amino acids)
Biological process (GO): negative regulation of endopeptidase activity
Molecular function (GO): endopeptidase inhibitor activity
Source: RefSeq, a predicted model, not a curated record
UCUCCCCCUCCCUCCAUCUGGAUCCCUCCAUCUGUGGUCUGGUGCUCAGUGGCAGCAAAUCUCUCUUUCGGAAGGGGCAGCUUCAUUCUCUUCUGCAGGAUGUCGGGCCCUCGUACCAGCUCCAUACUGCUCCUGUUCUGCGUGGCUUUCCUCCAAAGUCCAUUGCUGGAGUCUAAGCCUCUCUCGGCCAUGCAUGUUGGCGGAGCUGCACGUCUGCGUCGUGACCUGCGUGAUGCGUUGCCUUACGAGGCUCAGAUGAUGUCAUAUCCUCCCUCUGGCUUUAACGGGCGGAGCAACGAUCUCUACUACCAGCCAGAAGCCUUAAGAGCACAGGGGCUGGGCCACGCCCUGCAUCACCUGGAGAAUGACCAGAGGCAGGAGCAGGAGGCAGCCUACCUGGCAGGAAUACUGCGCCUGAUAAGCGAGGCAGAGAAUAACGGCCAGGCUAGACCUGAGGAUGAUGAAGAGCAGGUGGAAGGAGACUUCCAGGAAUCAUACCCUCCAGACUAUGAUGAGACAGAGCAGACAGUGAGCAGGCCGAAACCUCAGGCUAUGAUGGACCCACAGCUCACCGAGGCUCUGCUCAAUCGCUACAGGCAGGAGAGGAUGAUUCAGGCGGGCCAGGACCGAGACCAGGAAGUGCUCCGGUACCUGGUGGAGAAGGUCAUCUCAAAUCUGGCGUCCGAGAACCAGCUGAACCCAUCCAACCGGCGAGGCAAGUGGGAAGUCGCGGCAGCAGCCAGCAUCGGACGUGACAGAGCGGCGCCUCUGAGACGAGCUAGGCGCUCCCUAGACUCCGCCCCCGCCACCCCUGCCGAUACCGAGGCCUCUCUCCUGCGGGUCAAACGAGUGGGCGAUGAAGACCAUGACGAUUUUGGCGAUCAAAACAACCAGUCGCCUCAUGCUGGCCUGCAAAGAAUGAAGCGCAUUGACACCGACCUGCCUCCACCCGCGAAGCACAGCCGCAAACGCCGCUCGGUGACCUAUGACCCCGAGCUCAUUGCUCAGCACAUCAUCCAGUACCUGAGAAAGUGAGAUAUAUAUAUAAAUGUUAGAGCGAGAGAGAGAGAGAGAAUUAAAAAAAGAAAAACAGGAAGACUGAAAGAUUGCAACAGUUCACUUGAAGGCAGAUAUGUUCAAGAACUCACUGUUAACUGCUUAUGUCUGGCAAAUCAAUGUAUCUGCUUCUGCGCUAUAAUAAAACCGUAAACACGUUCAAUUAUCUGGUCAACAUGCUAAUGCAUAUACGCAAAACUGAUUUUUUUUUUUUUUUACUUAUGAAGUUGCAGUAGAUGCGCUGCAUUUGGCAACCUGUCUGUCCUAGGAGGAGUUAUUAGAAUUUCCCACUCAUUUGAUUUCCCACAAUUAAAUGAUCCUUCACUUAUAGUUUCCUUCAUCUAAACAACCACAGUAAACAUUAUAUCCUUAAACUUUCAACACUUGUCAAAUAUUAAACAUUGGCCAUCAUUUUCACAGUGGACACAAUAUCAGAUUAGCACCUUAUACUUUCUAAAAAGGACUUGACUUCCCAGUCUAAGUUUACUGGGGUUUAAUGAUGCUACACUUCUAGCAUGAGAGGAACUAUUUUUUAAGAAACAAUUUCAAGAUAUCAACUCAAAGUCUCUCAAAGAAUCUUCUAACAGAAAAUGAGUAACAACCCAUACUUCCCUCUGUAUCGAGCCCAAAUAUUUUUUUAAUGGCAGCAGAUAAAUCGAAUCCCAAUUUAGAUGCCAGAAUUUAGGCAUUAUAGCCUUGAAGAGAAACAUCUGGGUACAAAAUUGAAAGAUUGUCCCAUUUGUGCCAUUGCCAUCAAUGUCUUUGGCUUGUAUAUGCUAACUUACUUUUGACCAAUACAUUUAUUUUCCAUAAAUUAUUUCGCAUUGCAUUUUUACAACCCAACCAUAGUUGGCAAAGUGAAAACAAAUUAGCUCUAGGAGUCAGUUAGUAAGUCCAGUCUUCUGCAAAUUUCCGUUUUUGCCUCAGUUUGGUAUAUUUCAAUAUAUAAAGGACCCAAAUGUCUAAUUUUUAGUCCCCUCAACCCCAUAGCUUGAGGCAGCAAUGGUUAAAUGGCUAAAGCACUGGGUGACUUGAUCAAAAACACCAAGUUCAAAUCCCAACAUCAUAGCUUAUAGGUUAAGAUGUACUUCUCGGAUGAGUUCAAAUCCUCAAACCACCAAGCUGCCACCGCUGGGCUUUUAACCAUCAUCUGCUCACUUGUAUAAAUGAGAUAAAGUUACUCUGAAUCAUGGUAUCUGUCAAAUGUUGUCAAAGUAAGUGUAAAAUGCAUUGCUAAGCUAACAAAGCUAGCAAAACUAGCACCGUUUGGCAUCUUGUGUCACUUGUAAGAUACUUUGGAUUCAACCAAAACAGUUGAAUCGCUUGGUCUUGGUCAUAAAAGUCUGGCUUUGCAGCUAGUGGAACUAGCUAAUGAAGCAAAUGCUACCAAUGUAGUGUUCUUGCAUGCAUGUUUUUGUUUGUGAAAUGUGCAAUGUGUCACAGUUUAAGAGUCUCAUCCAAAAUAUCAACCAGGAAGCAAAUAGGAAACAGUUCAGCUUUUGGAAAUUGCUUCCCAGAUUCCAAAAAAAUAAAAGACUAUAUUGUCAUAGGUACUAGUAAACUUUAACUUUUUUCUUAUUUCAGCAUGUUACACAAUGUGGGGUCGGAGUGCACUGUCAGCUCUGAUAAUGUAGAUGAAGCAGAGAUGGGUAUAGAUCUUGCUCAAGAACCACACAGUGGCAGCUUCAUGAUACCAGGGUUUGAACUCACAACCUGUUGAUUAGCAUCCCAGAGUAUAAACCAAGAACCGUUAAACCACCACUUUCCCAGCAUGUAUAUUUGUAUUUGCCGCUUAUGACUGUGAUUACUUGGCUGUCUAUCCAGAGCAACUGGUGUGCUGAACACUUUAAUGUUUUCCAUUGGAAAUCUGGUAAAGAGUCUGGAAUUAGGAAUUGAACUUUAUGGAAAAUAUUACAUUGUUAAUCACUGAGGAACUGAAAACACUGAUAAUAUUAAAUUGUUUAUUGUGCUUUAUCAUUGAACUAGGAUGAGCUUUAUCCAAAUUUUUCUUAGUUGCACCAAAGAGAACAUCACCCAGUCUUAGAUAAUGAGAACUGGAUUGAGCAGAUCAUUGGAUAAAAAAAAAAAAUCCAAACAGGAUUAAGAUCCACCAGUUUCCCCAAUGUUAACUGGGGUAAUCUAUUUAUCUUACAGAUAUGAGUAAAUGUUCAUUAAGCAAAAAAACACUAAGACCAACAUUUUCACUGAUAACUCUUUAUUGAUGGAACUGUCAGAUAUUUGAAUGCAGUAGUAGAAGAUCAUGAUUUAACACCAACGUUCACACCAGAAAAGAUUUUCUGGGUUUUACAGUAAAAAAAAAAAAAACCUGUAGGACUACUGAGAAUGUUGUUUCACAUUUCAAUCUGAAAUUGAUCUCAGUUAUUGAGAAAUUAAAAAAAAGAGCAGAUCCAUUGUGGUAAGACCUCAGAUGUUGGCAGUGAAGCACACACCCAUAUUCCGUUAACUUUUAAGGUCCGGCUGAACUUCAGGCGUUAACUGAGCACUGUGUCGGUUCUUUCUGAUCUGGUGUUCGGACAGCGUUUGACCUGCGUGUAUUACUGAAACCCAGUCUGUCCAUCUUCGCCGUGGACGUCAUUGGGUGUAGCUCUGCCAACCCGCCCCUGCCACCCUCAACCACCCCCACCCAGCUUUGCCUGUGGCUAUAGUACAUAAACGUGUCGACAAACCCGUUCUCAAAUACAGUUCUUUGUUUGACACGUCGCCUGUCCUUUUUCUGGAUUUCCCGUUCUUUAUUACUCUCUCUCUAUCUGAGAAUACGUGCAAGAAACCGUGUCUUAAAUCAUAAUUGUAUUUUAUGCUUUUUUGUUUGUUUGUUUCUCCGUCUGUGUGCUUGUGAAAUCUUAUCAAUCUUAUGCAUCUGUAAGUUGCAGGUGGGAUUGUGAAAUAAAAAAAGAGAAAAAAAUGUCGCGUUAUAAUAAUCAAUAAAAAAUUGAUGUUGAUGUCAA